Messenger RNA from Echinostoma caproni, 519 nucleotides. Lineage: Eukaryota; Metazoa; Platyhelminthes; Trematoda; Plagiorchiida; Echinostomatidae. The record is from the annotation of a GenBank genome assembly.
AUGCUGCUAUUGGGGGACCUAAACGUCUCAGAGGUGCAAUGGGCGCAAGCCUGGGCACCCAGGAACACCUUCGGGCACCGACUGCUUGACUGGGUACAGAAGGGUUUUCUGGUACAACAUUUCGGCCAACCCACAAGAUGGAAGUCGGGGCAGGAACCAGGACUGCUGGAUUUCGUGUUCGCACGAUACCCGUAUGAGGUGGAGCAAUUCACGGUUGAGCCACCGCUGGGGAGGAGUGACCACGAGGUGAUCCACUUCCGAUACGUACUCAACGUGCCCAAAGCGCCCCACAAGAUGCGUCGAGUGUUUAGACGUAUCGACUGUGAGGCCCUAGUGGUGGCAGCCUCAAACCGCGAGUGGCAAGAGGAACACGAGAUGAUAGAAGAGGAAUGGGGACCUUCAAACCAGGAAGUAAAGGACUAUUUUUGCAGUGGUCGUAGCUAUACUCGAUCGCAUACCACCGAAGGAAUUCUGGACUUCCAGUUGGCCGUGGCCCUUUUCUGUACUGUGCAAACUUAA